UCGAGAGUGAACCUGCUUGCAUGGCGUGGUUUGGAUUGCAGACGUUCAUGUCAUUUUGCCUCGUGGGCUUUGUAUCAGUGAUGUUGUUAAUGCACCCACCUUCUGUGGAUGCAGAAACACCUGGACCUGCAAGUUCUCCAAAGCAAAAUAACUCCUGCAUGGGCAACUAUGAAUGUAAGGAGGGAGUUAUUUUGCCAAUAUGGUACCCAGAAGAUCCAUCCCUUGGAGAUAAAAUUGCUAGAGUUAUUGUUUACUUUGUGGCAAUGAUCUACAUGUUUUUGGGAGUUUCCAUUGUAGCAGACCGCUUUAUGGCAUCUAUAGAAGUGAUUACCUCGCAAGAGAAAGAAAUUACCAUCAACAAACCCAAUGGAGAGACAAACACGACUGUGGUACGAGUUUGGAAUGACACUGUGUCCAACUUAACGCUUAUGGCUUUGGGGUCAUCCGCUCCAGAAAUCAUGCUCUCACUCGUUGAAGUUUGUGGCCAUGGGUUUAAAUCUGGUGAGCUUGGUCCUGGUACCAUUGUGGGCAGUGCAGCUUUUAAUAUGUUUGUCAUUAUUGCCAUCUGCGUAUAUUCCAUUCCCGAUGGCGAGACCAGGAAGAUCAAGCACCUGCGUGUUUUUUUUGUCACAGCUGCUUGGAGCAUUUUUGCCUACAUCUGGCUGUACAUGAUCCUUGCCGUCUUUUCACCCGGCAUCGUACAGGUGUGGGAAGGGCUGGUCACCUUUUUGUUCUUCCCCAUCUGCGUCACACUCGCCUGGAUCGCUGACCGCAGACUCCUUUUCUACAAGUAUGUGCAGAAGAAGUAUCGCACCAACAAGAACCGGGGCCUCAUCAUCGAGACCGAAGGUGAACACCCCAAAGGCAUUGAGAUGGACGGCAAGCUGGUGAACUCCCACUUCGUGGAUGGGACAUUGACGGCCUUGGAAGGGAAAGAAGUGGAUGAAUCCCGCAAAGAGAUGAUCCGCAUCCUCAAAGACCUGAAGCAAAAACAUCCUGAGAAGGAACUCGAUCAGCUGGUAGAAAUGGCGAACUACUACGCUCUUUCCCACCAGCAGAAAAGCAGGGCCUUCUAUCGCAUCCAAGCCACCAGGAUGAUGACUGGCGCAGGCAAUAUCCUGAAGAAGCACGUGUCCGAGCAAGCCAAAAGAAGCAAUAGCAUCCUUGAGGUGAGACUGGACACUCCUGAAGAUCUUUGCUCCCGCAUUUUCUUCGAGCCAUCUGCUUACCAGUGCCUGGAGAACUGCGGUGCGGUGUCACUGACCGUGGUCCGCAAAGGCGGGGACAUCUCCAACACGGUGACUGUGGACUACAAGACCGAGGACGGCUCAGCCAACGCUGGUGCCGAUUAUGAGUUUAGCGAAGGGACCCUGGUCUUCAAGGCAGGUGAAACACAGAAAGAAAUCACAGUUGGCAUCAUCGAUGAUGACAUCUUUGAGGAAGAUGAGCAUUUCUUUGUGCGGCUUAACAACCUCAGAGUGAUGGAAUUAGAAGAUGCGCUGGAGCCAAACAGUGUGCCGUACCCGAAAGCUUUGAUUGUUUCCCCACUUGUUGCCACUGUGACUAUUCUAGAUGAUGACCACGCAGGUAUCUUUACAUUUGAGUGUGACGUUGUCCACGUCAGUGAGAGUAUCGGAGUGAUGGAAGUGAAAGUGCUGAGAACAUCUGGGGCACGUGGGACAGUCAUCGUUCCCUAUCGGACGAUAGAAGGAACGGCAAAAGGGGGCGGCGAGGACUUUGAAGACACAUAUGGGGAGCUGGAGUUUAAAAACGAUGAGACUCUCAAAAGAGCUCAGAUCAAAAUAAUUGAUGAUGAGGAGUAUGAGAAAAACAAGAAUUUCUUCAUUGAGCUGAAGGAGCCACGCAUGGUGGAUAUGAGUUCACAGAAAGCUCUCUUGUUGGCACAGCCGGAGGAUGCUAACCGUAAACUGACAAUUGAGGAGGAGGAAGCAAAACGCAUUGCAGAAAUGGGGAAACCCAUUUUGGGUGAACAUCCAAAAUUGGAGGUCAUCAUUGAAGAAUCUUACGAAUUUAAGAGCACAGUGGAUAAGCUCAUAAAGAAGACGAACCUUGCACUCGUGGUCGGGACACAUUCCUGGCGGGAUCAGUUCAUGGAGGCCAUCACAGUCAGUGCAGGUGAUGAAGAAGAUGAAGAUACAGGGGAGGAGAGGCUGCCUUCAUGCUUUGACUACGUGAUGCACUUCCUGACCGUCUUCUGGAAGGUUCUGUUUGCCUGCGUACCGCCCACUGAAUAUUGGAAUGGAUGGGCCUGCUUCGUAACGUCCAUUCUCAUCAUUGGCAUCCUGACAGCCAUCAUUGGAGAUCUGGCCUCUCACUUCGGUUGCACCAUCGGCCUGAAAGAUUCCGUCACUGCUGUGGUAUUUGUAGCUCUUGGCACCUCAGUACCUGAUACCUUUGCCAGCAAAGUGGCAGCCUCACAGGACUACUAUGCAGAUGCCUCCAUCGGGAACGUCACUGGAAGCAAUGCGGUCAAUGUUUUCCUGGGCAUUGGAUUGGCAUGGUCUGUUGCUGCCAUCUACUGGGCAUCCCAGGGCAAGGAGUUCCAAGUGGAAGCAGGCACCCUGGCCUUUUCUGUCACUCUCUUCACCAUCUUUGCUUUUGUCAGCGUGAGCAUCCUGCUGUACAGAAGGCGGCCGCACAUCGGGGGAGAGCUUGGGGGUCCGCGGGGACCCCGCAUCGUCACUGCCGCCUUAUUUGGUGGAUUGUGGUUACUAUACAUUCUGUUCUCUUGUUUGGAAGCCUACUGCUAUAUAAAGGGGUUCUAAAGCAAAGGGGACUUUGUGCUACCCCCAAAGAGACACAUCACUUGAAUCUCUUCGAACACAAUGCAAUACUUGCCAACAAUAUUCCACUCUUAAAAGGAACACUGGAGAUGGUCCCAUUGAAGAGGGCAGCACAUGUCCCACAAUUAAAUAAAAACAUGACAUUUUGUAGAGGACAGUCCUGUGUCUUCAUCAGUCGCU
This is a messenger RNA of Hypanus sabinus (Atlantic stingray), 2984 nucleotides long. It is a transcript of the gene slc8a3, whose product is annotated as solute carrier family 8 member 3. Gene Ontology annotation, cellular component: postsynapse; sarcolemma; axon. Gene Ontology annotation, biological process: sodium ion transmembrane transport; cell communication; calcium ion import across plasma membrane. Gene Ontology annotation, molecular function: calcium:sodium antiporter activity. The transcript is spliced from 7 exons. The coding region runs from base 21 to 2786 and encodes 921 amino acids. The record is from RefSeq and is a predicted model, not a curated record. NCBI's taxonomy places the organism in Eukaryota, Metazoa, Chordata, Chondrichthyes, Myliobatiformes, Dasyatidae.